Molecule: messenger RNA, 1866 nt
Organism: Cavia porcellus (domestic guinea pig)
Lineage: Eukaryota; Metazoa; Chordata; Mammalia; Rodentia; Caviidae
Gene: Zc3hc1
Product: zinc finger C3HC-type containing 1
Exons: 11
Coding region: 26-1549 (507 amino acids)
Cellular component (GO): nucleus
Molecular function (GO): zinc ion binding
Source: RefSeq, a predicted model, not a curated record
GGACACAACUCACUAACGGACCAACAUGGCGGCGCCCAGUGAGGGGCAGGUGUUUACCGCGGGGGCUGAAAAGAAUUGGGGUGUUGUUCGUUCUCCAGAAGGAACACCCCAAAAAGUCCGGCAGCUAAUAGAUGAGGGGAUUGCCCCAGAAGAGGGAGGUGCAGAAUCUCGCGCGACACCUGACUACAGAGAAUCGAAGGAUACAUCUGCCACAUUCCAGUCAGCUAAUGGAUCUCCCCAACCAGAACAACCUGCACUGGAAUCUACAAGCAAAGAAGCCUUCUUUAGCAGAGUAGAAACAUUUUCUUCUUUGAAAUGGGCAGGGAAGCCCCCUGAGCUGUCCCCACUCGUGUGUGCAAAAUAUGGCUGGGUCACAGUUGAAUGUGACAUGCUCAAAUGCUCCAGCUGUCAAGCUUUUCUUUGUGCUAGUUUACAGCCAGCUUUUGACUUUGACAGAUAUAAGGAACGCUGUGAUGAGCUGAAGAAAUCCUUGUGCACUGCCCAUGAGAAGUUCUGUUUUUGGCCAGAUAGCCCCUGUCCAGACCGAUUUGGAAUGUUGCCUUUGGAUGAACCUGCAGUUCUUGUCAGUGAGUUCCUGGAUCGGUUUCAAAGCCUUUGUCACUUGGACCUCCAGCUCCCUUCCCUGAGGCCAGAAGACUUAAAAACUAUGUGCUUGACAGAAGACAAGGUCAGCCUUCUGCUAAACCUGCUUGAAGAUGAACUUGAUCACCAAACGGACGAGAAAAAAGCUGCAAGCAAACUGGGCUCAGACAUUCAUGUCACUGCCUGUAUUCUCUCUGUGUGUGGCUGGGCAUGUAGCCCCGCUCUGGAACCUAUGCAGCUCUCCCUGAUAACGUGUUCACACUGCAUGAGGAAAGUGGGGCUCUGGAGCUUCCAGCAGAUGGAGUCAUCCAUGACUGACCUGGAAUCCUGCUUUGGCCCGACCAGCUCGCCUAUCGCAGGGCCUGAGGGUCGGCCAGAGCGCUUCCCUCCAGUGCCAGAAUCUCCUCGGAGGAUAAUGACCCGGAGCCAGGAUGCCACAUUUUCACCAGGCUUGGACCAGGCUGAAAAAAGUCCUGGUCCCACUGUCUCCCGGAUGCGGAGCUGGGACUCUUCCUGUCCUGUAGAGCGUCCUGAGCCAGAGACAGCCAGCCCUACUCCUAGAACCCGCCCUGUGACCCGGAGCAUGGGCGCGGGGGAUGCUGCUGGCCUAGAAAUGCCCUCCAGCCCUCUCCGGAGAGCCAAGCGUGCUCGCCUCUGUUCUUCAGGCAGCUCGGACACAGCUAGAAGCUUCUUUGAUCCCACGUCUCAGCACAGAGACUGGUGCCCUUGGGUGAACAGCACACUUGGCAGAGAAGCCAAAGAGAACAGGGGAUUGGAGCAGGAUGCCAGUGCCUCUGCAGAGCCAGGCUGGAAGGCAGCGCUGACUAUGCUGCUGGCGCGUAAGCAAUCUAGCCAGCCAGCUGAAGCAGACCCUAUGAGUCUAUCUGAGAAGUCAAGGAAAGUAUUUCGAAUAUUCCGGCAGUGGGAAUCUUUAUGCUCAUCGUGAAGAUGUUACAGCCCCUUCCUGGAGAGAAUUGGAAUGAGAGUGACUUUUUGAAAAAUGAAUUCUGGCAUAAUCAUAAGGAGCCUCUGCCAUUGCAGUCAUCUUCAGUCAUCUUCAUGACUAGGAGGAGACCUCGCUCCAUGGGGGAGACAGGAGGUAGUGCAGGUGCUGAUCUGUUAAAGAACUGCAGAAGUAUGAAGCCAGUUGAAGGAAGACCAAGGAUCAAAGCACUUAUCUCAGCAGCGUUAGUGCAGGCAGUGUUCUGAGGACCGUAUGUCCCAGGAAUAUGACAGUGUAUGUUAAUAAAGUAUUUGUUAGGA